Messenger RNA from Oryctolagus cuniculus (rabbit), 4144 nucleotides. It is a transcript of the gene DUSP16, whose product is annotated as dual specificity phosphatase 16. Gene Ontology annotation, molecular function: MAP kinase tyrosine/serine/threonine phosphatase activity; MAP kinase tyrosine phosphatase activity; protein tyrosine/threonine phosphatase activity. NCBI's taxonomy places the organism in Eukaryota, Metazoa, Chordata, Mammalia, Lagomorpha, Leporidae. The record is from RefSeq and is a predicted model, not a curated record. Gene Ontology annotation, cellular component: nucleus; cytoplasm. Gene Ontology annotation, biological process: negative regulation of MAPK cascade; peptidyl-tyrosine dephosphorylation.
CCCGGCGCGGCGGGCUCGGCUCGAGCCGACCCCGCGGAGCAGCAGCGACGGCGGCGGGACUCGCGGCACCUUCGCGGGCGAAGCUGCUCACUUCCAGGCGCGACUGUUAAACAACACGCCUGCCAAGUGGGGCCCCGGCCUGACUGUUCCCAUUAUCCCAAACGCGCUGGUGGUGCAGGCAGCGAGGCCACCUGGGUGGUGACCGUGCUUUCUUAAAUGAAGCCAAGCGACCCCCCCCCCCACCUCCCCGCCACCCCCAGACCUCAGUUUUCAUCCUGGGGCUCGGGUCGUGGUGUUGAGGGGGCCCGGCGUGCCGGUGAUUUCUUUACCACUGCUGUAAAACGUGAGAAAUUAAAAUAGCCCAGGGAGGCCCCCGAGGAUCCGUGUAUCAAGUGUAGUUCCAGGCAAUAAAACACUACAGUGGGGGAAAAUCUAUAUGCAAAACUACGUUUUCAGGUGCUGGGUUUAUUUUCCCAAGAAAAGCGGUAAUGAGCCUUGGGGGUCCGGGGGCGGCGGAUUGCAAGUCGAUCUUAAAAUGAAUGGACACUGCAAAACCCCUCAAGGGGCUUAUUCCAGUGCACUGCGAGGCUCCUGGGCGGGUUCAAGUCCCCGGUGUCGCUGGUUGUUUGGAGAAAGCACACCUGAUUAGCCCAUGAGGAGUCAGGUAGAGGAAAAACCUGUUGCAUAACCUCGUUUGCUGUGAGGUUUGCUGUGCCGGCCCCUUGAACUAAGGGGAAGUGAGUUAAGAUGCGGGGUUUUAAAAACACGGUGAAGUUCUUAGUUACCCAGGGGCCUGGCUGCCACUUGGCUUUGAAAGAUUAUAGGUAAAUACUCUGCUCGUACCGAACCUAUCCAACCUGUUCAGAGAAUGACCAGGCUUCCAGUCCAGGGUAAAGCUGUUGGAGCAAGGGAGCAAAGGUAAAGAAUGAGGUAAUGCACUGGCAGCCCCAAAGCAUCUUUUGUUGUGGAGUGGUUAUUGCAGUCAUCUCUUUAUGAAUCAAGUGUGAGGGGCUGCUUUGUGGAAGGAGUCCUUUGCAAGAGCACAUCAACAGGAAAGAGAAAGAGACAUUCACUUGGAGGGCUCUUGCUGAAAAUGGGUUUAACUCUCCUUUUGCCAAUCACCACCAGUCUGACCUCACACAUUUGUAGUACAAUGGAGUGGCUCAGCCUUUGAGCACACCACCAUUACAUCAUCGUGGCAAAUUAAAGAAGGAGGUGGAAAAGCGGACUUAUUGUUGUCAUGGCCCAUGAGAUGAUUGUAACUCAAAUACUUACUGAGAAGUUGGUGGCUCUCCUGGAAAGUGGAACGGAAAAAGUGCUGCUAAUUGAUAGCCGGCCAUUUGUGGAGUACAAUACAUCCCACAUUUUGGAAGCCAUUAAUAUCAACUGCUCCAAGCUUAUGAAGCGAAGAUUGCAACAGGACAAAGUGUUAAUUACAGAGCUCAUCCAGCACUCUGCAAAACAUAAGGUUGACAUUGAUUGUAGUCAGAAGGUGGUUGUGUAUGAUCAAAGCUCCCAAGAUGUUACCACUCUGUCUUCAGACUGUUUUCUCACUGUACUUCUGGGUAAACUGGAGAAGAGCUUCAACUCGGUUCACCUGCUUGCAGGUGGGUUUGCUGAGUUCUCUCGUUGUUUCCCUGGCCUCUGUGAAGGAAAAUCCACUCUAGUCCCUACCUGCAUUUCUCAGCCUUGCUUACCUGUUGCCAACAUUGGGCCAACUCGAAUUCUUCCCAAUCUUUAUCUUGGCUGCCAGCGAGAUGUCCUCAACAAGGAGCUCAUGCAACAGAAUGGCAUUGGUUAUGUGUUAAAUGCCAGCAAUACCUGUCCAAAGCCUGACUUUAUCCCUGAUUCUCAUUUCCUGCGAGUACCUGUGAAUGAUAGCUUCUGUGAGAAAAUUUUGCCCUGGCUGGACAAAUCUGUAGAUUUCAUUGAGAAAGCAAAAGCCUCCAAUGGAUGUGUCCUAGUGCACUGUUUGGCUGGGAUCUCGCGCUCUGCCACCAUUGCCAUAGCCUACAUCAUGAAGAGGAUGGAUAUGUCUCUGGAUGAAGCUUACAGAUUUGUGAAAGAGAAAAGACCUACUAUCUCUCCAAACUUCAAUUUUCUGGGCCAACUCCUGGACUAUGAGAAGAAGAUUAAGACCCAGCCUGGCGCGUCGGGGCCCAAGAGCAAACUGAAGCUGCUGCACGUAGAGAAGCCACGUGAGCCUGUCCCUGCAGCCUCAGGGGGUGGGCAGAACAGCGAGGUGUCCCUCGGUCCGCCCUGCGCCCACUCUGCUACCUCAGAGGCAGCAGGGCCGAGGCCUGUGCAGCCGCCCAGUGCGCCUGGCCUGCAGCCAGCGCUGCCGCUGCCGGAGGACAGCUCGCUGGCGCAGGCGCUCAAUGGGCUGCACCUGUCCUCGGACAAGCUGGAAGACAGCAGCAAGCUCAAGCGGUCCUUCUCUCUGGACAUCAAGUCAGUGUCGUGCUCAGCCAGCAUGGCCGCAUCUUUGCACGGCUUCUCCUCGUCCGAAGACGCUCUGGAGUACUUUAAGCCUUCCACGGCGCUGGAUGGGACCAGCAAGCUCUGCCAGUUCUCCCCCGUGCAGGAAGUAUCAGAGCAGACUCCAGAAAGCAGCCCGGAUACAGAGCAGGCCAGCGUCCCCAAGAAGCCUCAGCCUCCCAGGCCCUCGGAGAGCCAGAGCAAGCGGCUGCACUCGCUGAGAAGCAGCACGAGCGGCGCGCCCCAGAGGUCCUUCCUGUCUCCCCUGCAUCGCAGCGGGAGUGUGGAGGACAAUUACCACACCAACUUCCUCUUCGGCCUCUCCACCAGCCAGCAACACCUCGCCAAGUCUGCUGCGGGGCUGGGCCUCAAGGGCUGGCACUCCGACAUCUUGGCGCCCCAGACUUCUGCCCCUUCCCUGACCAACAGCUGGUAUUUCGCUGCGGAGUCCUCUCACUUCUACUCGGCCUCGGCCAUCUACGGAGGCAGUGCCAGUUACUCUGCCUACAGCUGUAGCCAGCUGCCCACGGGCAGUGACCAGGUCUACUCUGUGCGGAGGCGGCAGAAGCCAAGUGACAGAGUGGACUCACGGCGGAGCUGGCACGAAGAGAGCCCCUUUGAAAAGCAGUUUAAGCGCAGAAGCUGCCAGAUGGAAUUCGGAGAGAGCAUCAUGUCAGAGAACAGGUCGCGGGAAGAACUGGGCAAAGUGGGCAGCCAGUCUAGCUUUUCCGGCAGCAUGGAAAUCAUCGAGGUCUCCUGAGUAGACAGACCCUCGUGACCGCUAUUGACAAUUUUGUCUUGUUCACAGAAAUUCCCUGUAAAUCUGAAAUAUAUAUAUAUGUACAUACAUAUAUAUUUUUGGAAAAUGGAGCUAUGGUGUAAAAGCAAACAGUGGAUCAGCACAGUUGUUCUCUUAACAUCUGCAAGUGUGAGAUCAGCUCAUGUUUCUCCCGACAAAAGUGGAAGGGCAGAUGUUAGAAUUUCCCCUGGACAGAGGAAAGUUUUAUUCAAUGACUUGUACAUCCUCGUUCUUUUUGGUGUUAGAAGACAAAAAUCCCCUGCUGUUUUCACAUCGUGCUAGAGCGAUCUCAGACACUUUGUCUAGUCUCUUCCCUUCCCUAGUGCACCUUAGCGCUGACUGAGCCAGCUUGUGGGUCGGGUGGGUAGACCUCUUAGGGACAGAACCUAGUGGUAAAUCCAAGAGAAAUGGUCUCAUCCAAACCUGAUUCACAAAUCCAAACUCACCUGACAGCCGAGAGGUGAGCAUCACUCUGCUGGACAGACCAUUAGGGGCCUUGCCAAGACUUACUUUAGAACAAACCCAGUACCUCAGACAGCAGUGUCGGGGCGUGCACCACUACCAGGUCUGGUGGCCUGUUUCCAGGUGUUGUGAAGAGCUAGGGAGCUAGUCACUCUGCAGACCAGUUCAAACUGUCUGUGCACAAAAUCCCGGUGGGGCCUGGGUGGAGGAAGUUAACUUUCGUUUUCUCCUCAACUCCAUUGAGGGAGAGAAGGCAACCCAUCUAGGAUUCAGCUCAGCCAGCGGUCUGGCAGCGUAAUGAUUCAAGCUAGGCUGGGAGGCUAAGCAAGUCUACCUCCCUCGAUAAAUGAAAGAACUGUGUAAAAUGGAUUGUUGAUCCUUUAAAUAAAGAGUAACUUGGUUUAA